CUGUAAGCAGGUGGACGAAGAAAAGAACAAAGAAGAAAUCAAAUUAUUCACCAUUAAUAUAGCUAUUACCUCCUAAAUUCCCUCCUUACUUCCAUUUCUCCCUACUUUCCCCUUGUAUCUGGGAAAUCUCCAGCAAAAUAGUUGCAAAUCAUUACAAGGCUUAUCACUUAUCAGCCAUUGGUUGCAUAGACUUGGGGUAAUUUCCUUCUGACGUUUGAUUGAUUAUCAUCAAGGAUUGCGAAAACGACUGGAUUGUUGACAAGAUUAGAGAGAUACACAAAGGCACAUUAAAACAAGGAUAAGAAACUAUGGUACCUGCCUCACCCUAUAUUUUUCCUCAGAGUAAAUAAUGCCCCUUCGACCCCUACGCCUUCCUAGGCGAUCCACACCUAAGUUUGUCUUCAUCAUACUCAUCCUUCUUGUACCCACUUGUCUAUUUGGACUUUUCAACCAUCACCAGAAGAUCACCUAUUUUUUCCGCCCUAUUUGGGACAAGCCCCCUCCACCGUUCUUCCGUCUCCCUCACUACUAUGCAGAAAAUGUUUCUAUGGAUCAUUUAUGUAGUCUCCACGGAUGGUCGGUUCGCUCCAAACCUCGGCGCGUCUUUGAUGCUAUUAUUUUCAGCAACGAGCUAGACUUGGUCGAGAUAAGGUGGAAUGAGCUCAAACCCUAUGUAACUAAGUUUGUAAUCAUAGAAUCCAACACUACCUUCACCGGCAUCCCUAAGCCUCUUCAUUUUGCUUCAAACCGUGAUCGUUUUGCCUUUGCCGAGAGUCAGUUAGCCUAUGGAUUCUUUCCCGGGCGAGUUAGACACCCUGGGUCCCACGAAGACCCCUUUGAUCUCGAGAGCGAACAUCGGGUGGCAAUGAAUCUCUUAAUUAGACAGGCAGGGAUUUCAAAUGGUGACCGCCUCAUUAUGUCAGAUGCAGAUGAAAUUCCUAGCCCUCACACCAUAAAACUCCUUCAGUGGUGCAAUGGGGUCCCGCCUAUAUUACACCUCGAGCUAAAGCAUUACAUGUACUCGUUUGAGUUUCCAGUGGACUACAGCAGUUGGCGGGCCUCAGCCCACAUCUACAGCCCAUCAACACGGUAUAGGCAUUCCCGGGUUUCAAACCUUAUUCUUUCAGAUGCUGGUUGGCAUUGUAGCUUCUGCUUUAAGUACCUUCAGGAUUUUGUGUUCAAGAUGACAGCUUAUAGCCAUGCUGAUCGCGUUAGGAGGAGAGAGUUUUUAGAUCAUAGAAGAAUUCAGGGACUCAUUUGUAAAGGAGAUGACCUCUUCGACAUGCUUCCUGAAGAAUAUAGCUUUAGGGAAUUAAUUAAGAAGAUGGGAUCGAUUCCUCGUUCUUCUUCUGCUGUUCACCUUCCUGCUUAUCUCAUAGAAAACACAGAGAAAUACAAGUUCCUGCUUCCUGGCGGUUGUGCAAGAGAUCCUAGUUAAAGAUUGAUGAUACUUGUGCUAGCUCCGAAAUAUUCUUGGGUAAUACCGAAGGAUUAAAGCUUUUCUAGGAGUAGUGAGCAUUAGCAAUAGAGAAAACAUAGAUUACCAAAUACCAACAAGAGUUGUAUAUGGUAAUAAGCAAGGAUGUACUGAGGCCGUUUGGUUUCAGCACAACUAAUUUCAGGUUGUUGGUGUUACUACACAUACCAACUGAUUUUGAUUGGUUUGGAAGUACGAAGAUAUUUCUUGUCCUGUUGAGGGUAGAGGUAGCCUCUUCUUUUUUUUUCCACGUUCUAAGUUCUCCUAUCUGGUUGGUGUAUAUUAACAUUUUGUAGAUCCUUAAGUUGUAUUUCUCUUUUUUUUUUUUUGAGAGAGUUGUAUUUUUUGUUAUUGAGAAAAGAUUAUACUUCCCAACAGUUUUCAGACAUUGCCCUGAAUUGAUGAACAGAACAGGUGAUUGGUACAUUGAGCUUUCUGUUGUUUGAAAAUCUAUAUGUUGGUUUAAAGAUGGUUGGGAAUGAAUGAAAUCGAGUUGGAAGCAGUGUAAAGGUGAAGGAACUCAGAAAAAAACUACAACUGGAAGACGCCCGUGAGCGAGCUAGUAAAACUCGCUUGCUAGUACAGGGUCCUGUGCAAAUUUCUGCUUGCUUGUGCGGGCUGCUGAGUUAGACACUGUGCACACCAUGCAACAUUUCGCUUGCCCAUGAUAAACCUGGCUAGCUUGCUUGACCUGCAGUUUCGAUGAACGCGGGUUUCUGUGGCCAACUUAAGCUCCUGUUAGGCUGUUAUUGCUCUAAUAUAAUUACUUUGUUAUGACUUAUGAUGCCCUAAAGCAUAUUCCCAUAGUAAGAAAGAGGAAAAGUUCAAAAGAGAUCUUUGGGAGCUUAUGUACAUCAUCACUUAAUAUGUUUGAUUCCUAGUGUGGAGUUGUGGACUGUAGGUUGGUAAAUUUUCUCAUGGUGCUUUGUUUUUCUUGAUUUCUUUGGUUGUUCUGUAUUUACUUGCUAGAGUAGUACACCCAAUAGAAAUUACACUAUUGGUGAUUGUAAACAUGUUACCUGUAAUAUUGGUGCAUAAUGCAUACCUUAGUGCUGAAAUUCAAGUCAUUUGUCCUUAUGAUUCAA
Molecule: messenger RNA, 2562 nt
Organism: Beta vulgaris subsp. vulgaris (sugar beet)
Lineage: Eukaryota; Viridiplantae; Streptophyta; Magnoliopsida; Caryophyllales; Amaranthaceae
Exons: 3
Coding region: 350-1438 (362 amino acids)
Biological process (GO): N-acetylglucosamine metabolic process; protein N-linked glycosylation
Cellular component (GO): membrane
Molecular function (GO): beta-1,4-mannosylglycoprotein 4-beta-N-acetylglucosaminyltransferase activity
Source: RefSeq, a predicted model, not a curated record